This is a messenger RNA of Cololabis saira (Pacific saury), 1471 nucleotides long. Its product is annotated as RIMS-binding protein 2-like. Gene Ontology annotation, biological process: neuromuscular synaptic transmission. The coding region runs from base 53 to 673 and encodes 206 amino acids. Lineage: Eukaryota; Metazoa; Chordata; Actinopteri; Beloniformes; Belonidae. The record is from RefSeq and is a predicted model, not a curated record. Gene Ontology annotation, molecular function: protein binding. The transcript is spliced from 5 exons.
ACAGCAGCCAUCUGUCUUACAGGCGGACAGGCGAGCGCUCUUGCUGCUGUAAAUGGAGACGAGGCUGGAGUUGGAUGUUUUGAUAUACCCAGAUGAAGUGAGGGUCGUUACUCCAGAGGCUCUCCGAGAAUGGGAACUGGAGACAGCGAGCCAGUUAUCCAUUCCCGACCUGCGACUGUUUGUGGCGCUUUACCCGUACAACCCUGCUGCCAUGUCUCCCAACUACGAGGCGGCUGCAGAGGAGCUGCCCUUUGUGCCAGGCCAGAUCAUCAAGGUGUUUGGAGAUAAAGACGCUGACGGCUUCUAUCACGGUGAAUCCGGUGGUCUCUCCGGUUAUGUGCCAAGUAACAUGGUAGCUGAAAUCCCGGUGGGCGACGACUACCUGAAAGAUCUGCUCAUGCAGCAGGGAUUCAUCCCUGUAGACCACACAGUUGCGAGCGACUCGACCGGUAUCCCUGACGAUGUGGUCGUCCAGCGAAUGGUGGCCUUAUUCGACUACGAUCCGUGGGAAAGCUCGCCCAACGUGGACAGUGACGCUGAACUCGGCUUCCGAUCAGGGGACAUCAUCUACGUGUUGGGUAACAUGGAUCCAGAUGGAUUUUACCUUGGAGAUCUUCAUGGUCGACGAGGUUUGGUUCCAUCAAACUUCCUGCAGCCGUUACCCUGGAACUAGACGAACCUGCUGUACUCGCACGCUUGCUACAAAUGCCAAGAGAAUUUUAGAAAUCAGCAUCUUUUACUAAAAGAAAUAGUUUAAAUGUGUCAAAUACCUUUUUUUAAUCAUUAUUAUUGAUUUUUUGUUUGUUUUUUAAAUGAUAGUCUGGCUGUAGAUUGCAAAUAAUUGAGCCUAAACCUUAUAUGAUCAGUUAGGAUGAUACAGAGAGGUUUCAUCAAGUCCAUUCAAAGGUCUUUUAUUGACAAAAAUCAGAACAAAUACAGAUGUUUUGGUGCAUAACAGAUAAAAAAUAUGACAGUCGUGUCUUUACAAAAGAUAAUCAAAACAUCAUUUCAUUUUUAUUGGCCUCUAAUUCUUUAUUCAACAAUUUUAGCCUUAAUAAAUACACUCUCAGUCUCUGUGUUGCAGACCGGAGUGUGUGAAUGUAGUUUGUCCAUUUUUGCCUUAUACCACAUUUCUAUAUUUUCUACAGUAUGCUAAUUUCCUAUGCAGUAAUUAGUACAUAAAUUACAAAAUAACAACAAAAAACAAUUGUGUUCUUGAACUUUGGUGUGAUUUUCAUGUUAAAAAUUGUAACAACUGAAACUUUGUACAAACAAAUCCCAAAGUUUCGAGCUGUAAAGCAGAAACAAGAAAGCUUACGUGCUUUCAUUCACAAGUCACAAUGUCGUUUAAUGCCGCUGUGUGAUUUUACAUGAAAUUCAAUUUAUUUUCCAUUUUGACAAGUUAUUCUCUCAAUCUGUAAUAAAUGUGUAAUAAAAUAUAAGACAGAAAUUAAAUAAAAAAGAAAGUAAA